Molecule: messenger RNA, 2778 nt
Organism: Monopterus albus (swamp eel)
Lineage: Eukaryota; Metazoa; Chordata; Actinopteri; Synbranchiformes; Synbranchidae
Gene: ppm1bb
Product: protein phosphatase, Mg2+/Mn2+ dependent, 1Bb
Exons: 6
Coding region: 423-1571 (382 amino acids)
Biological process (GO): protein dephosphorylation
Molecular function (GO): protein serine/threonine phosphatase activity; magnesium ion binding; manganese ion binding
Source: RefSeq, a predicted model, not a curated record
UAUGCCAAAAAUAACACCUACUCUUGUUCAGCACCCAAAGUCGAAGGAUAGCUCUGGCCUUUCAAUGGAAGAAAGUGCUAGAUUUGUCAGUGUUGUAUAAUAUCACCAAAUCUCAGUGUCCAUAUUUGUUUUGGCACGAUCGGAAUUGUCUUCAUUUAAUGUGAGAGACAGACUUGGCGUCAAACAUGCGUAAAAACCAACGCGAUCCAAGCAGGGAACCACCGAGAAAGGAAUUAUCGCCGCUCAUCUGAGGCCAAUUUCGGUUAUUUUUGUUAAAUAAGGAAACAUAAAAUAGUUAGCUAGCUAACGUUAGCAUCGUAUAUAGCCAGGUCAACGACAUAUCUUCACACAAAAGCAGAAUCCAGCAGAAAAUCAAGAUUGGAUCGACAUUCGCACAGCAGCAGGAAAACCUAUAGGCAGCAAUGGGUGCAUUCCUGGACAAGCCGAAGACAGAAAAACAUAGCGCUCACGGUGAGGGCAAUGGGCUGCGUUAUGGCCUGAGCUCCAUGCAGGGUUGGCGGGUCGAAAUGGAGGACGCCCACACAGCUGUGGUGGGACUUCCCCAUGGACUCGCCGACUGGUCCUUCUUUGCUGUCUACGAUGGCCAUGCGGGAUCCCGGGUGGCCAACUAUUGCUCUGGUCACCUGCUGGAGCACAUCUUGUCAGGAGGGUCCGACUUCGGUUCAGGUCCUGGCUCUGUAGAGGGCGUGAAGGACGGCAUCCGCUCAGGCUUCCUGAACAUUGACGAGUACAUGCGCAGCUUCACUGACCUGCGGCAAGGCCUGGACCGCAGCGGAUCAACAGCCGUGUGUGUGUUGCUCAGCCCGACCCACCUCUACUUCAUUAACUGCGGUGACUCACGGGCCGUGCUGAGUCGAGAGUGCAAGGUGGGCUUCUCCACCCAGGACCACAAGCCCUGCAACCCCCGUGAAAAGGAGCGCAUCCAGAACGCAGGCGGCUCAGUCAUGAUCCAGAGGGUAAACGGCUCCCUGGCUGUGUCCCGGGCCCUGGGGGACUAUGACUACAAAUGUGUGGAUGGUAAGGGCCCCACAGAGCAGCUGGUGAGCCCUGAGCCUGAGGUAUGUGUGUUGGAGCGGGCGGCCGAAGGAGAUGAAUUUGUGGUGCUGGCAUGUGAUGGAAUCUGGGACGUCAUGUCCAACGAGGAGCUGUGCGAGUUCAUCCACUCACGACUCCUGGUGUGUGAUGACCUGGAGAAAGUCUGUAAUGCAGUGGUGGACACCUGUCUGCAUAAGGGAAGCAGGGACAACAUGAGUGUGGUGCUGGUGUGUUUACCUGGAGCUCCCAAGAUCUCAGAGGAGGCUGUGAAGAAAGAAGAGGAACUGGAUAAAUACCUGGAGACCCGUGUUGAGGAGCUACUGGGAAACUGUGGGGAGUCAGGAGUCCCCGACCUGGUGUCUGUCCUGAGGAGCAUUGCCGCAGAGAGUAUCCCCAACCUUCCGCCUGGUGGAGGCCUGGCCAGCAAACGGAGUGUUAUUGAGGCGGUGUACAACAGGCUGAACCCACACAGAGAAGAGGAAGGGAGUGCCGGUGAGCUGGAGGACCCCUGGUAGCCAAGGCAACGACCCCACCGUCUCCUCCUGGUGAUGGGUGAAUCUGCCCAGAGGAGGAAGUUCUCUCCAUUGCGCCAUGUCUUUCUCCACUAAAAGAGGACAAGUGGUGUGUGUUGGAGCGUGUGUGUAUGUUGGUUGUGUGUGUGUGUGUGUGUUUGCAGCAGUGGGACAAAGAUGACAAUGAUACAGCUACAUGCACACAUACACAUACUGCUUUAAACCUGGAGGAAAAACAAAUAUUCCGGAUUUUCAAGAUUUUAUGAACUGAUUGUGAUGGUAGAGAUGUUUGUUUUGUUUUUUUACCAUUAAGAUGUUUUUUUUUAAUUUCUUUUCUUGAAUAUUGACAUCGAACACCUAACUUCACAGUGACAUGAGGACCUAUAAUGUAUGUGUGUGCGUGUGUGUGUGUGUGUGUGUGUGUGUGUGUGUGUGAGGGUUGAAUUUGUGUGUUUCGAGGAGGGCCAAUUCUUCUCCAUGGACUUUUUUUUGUGCUCCUGGCUUUGAUAAUUGCCUAACACCCAUCCUUCUCCCCUCUGUAAAACACACACACACACACCGACACACCAAAACCAUAAACACCCCCACUUCCACCUGUGCACGUAUGUGAUGUGCCACGUUUGCAGGGCACUGCAUGAGGACUUUAGUUCUACAUUUUCUAGUUGACACGGGUGGACAGCCAUUGCUUAAGAUUGACUGAACCUUAAGGACUUCUGGACUCUGAUUGGCUCCUGCCUUGUGAGAAGUGGAAAUGAUUUGGAUUUUUUUCCCCCCUGCUGAUGCUGUGGGUGGUGGUGAUGAUAAUCAUGAUGGGGAAAUGGGAAGUUGUCAGUUCACUGAAGAGCUGAGUGGAAGUGGGGUGGGAGGUGGAGGGCUGUUCUAUCACUGGUUGGGCUUCCUGCAGGAGGGUUAGGCCAAGAGGAAGUGGGUCACACGGGCUUACCAAUUCCCUCCCCACCACUACGGUUGGAGGUCUCCGUGACGGUGGACUGUCCUGACAGUGGGAAGUUUUUUGUUUGUUUGUUUAUUUUAUUUUAAUGUUAUCCAUGAGGUUACUAGCUGCUCGCUGCAUAGAGUGAGUGAACCCCGAGUUUUAACCCUGUUCCUGGUUCUCAGACUGCAUUGGUAAUGUUUGUAUUGCUGUUGUUUGAUUGCACUCACAUUUGAUUACAGAAAGCGUCUAUAUAUGAAAUAAAAUACCUGCCAAGGA